AUGGCUGCUGCAGACCACAACCCCCAUGUGCAGCACAUCAUUCAGUUGGGGCUGGUACCAUAUUUCAUCAGAUGUCUCAAGGAGAACAAUGCAGAGAUGCAGGUGGAAGCUGCGUGGGCACUUACCAAUGUUAGUGCUGGAACAACGGAAGAGACUGAAGUGGUGGUGGAGCAGGGGGCAAUACCUGCGCUUGUGGACAUAAUAAAAAAGGACAAAGGCAGUCUAAGAGAACAAGCGAUUUGGGCAGUUGGGAACAUCGCUGCUGAGAAGCAGUUCAGAGAUCUUCUGAUCGCCAGGGGCGCGCUGAACCUAUUGCUGGAGACUCUGCAGGAUGAGAAUACAGGGCUUUCUACCACACGCAUCGGGACAUGGGCUCUGGCCAAUUUCUGCAGAACUGUGUUUCCCAAAGAUAAGAGUGGGGACCUGGUGGAUUUGGUGAUGCAAGUGUCUAUCAGCUUGCUGAGCCAGAGGGACAAGGACACCAUAGUGGACUCGGUGUGGACCCUGUCGUCCAUCGCGGGAUGGGACAGCAGCUACACAGACAGGAUCGUGGCAGCGGGCGUGGUGCCCCACCUCAUCCACCUCCUUCGGCAAAGACACACUUCCAUUCUGCACCCCACCCUGCGGUGUUUGGCGUCUGUCGCCAUGGGCCCCGACGCCGACACCCAGGAGAUGAUGAGCUGCGGCGUUGUUCCCCGCCUGAAGCAGCUCCUCAUGGGGCGCCAGAAGAAGAGAGUGCUGGGCAACCUGUGCUGGGCGCUGGCAAACAUGAUGGGGUGUGGAUGGUCGAUGUGCCAAGUGGUGAUCGAUGCUGGGAUCAUUCCACUUGUUAUGGGGGUCCUGAAGCACGGCAUAUACGAAGUCAAGAAGGAAGCAGCUUUCGUGGUGAUCAAUGCCUUCAAUUCGGACUCAAUUCCUUACCAGGGCGUCAUCCAGCUCUCCAAUGACGGCUGCAUCGAGGCGCUUUGCGGCUUCCUGACGUGGGAGCAGCCGCGCAUCGUGGCCCACGCCCUCGAGGCGCUGGAGGCGGCCCUGAAGAUGGGCGAGCUGGGGCGCAUGAACAACGGCUGCAACGGCUCCAUGCUCAUGAACGACUCGUAUGAAAUGACGGAGAAGGCGCAUAAGAAGCGCGUUCGGGCGAGGGGGUUCCACGGCCGCUCCAACAGAAUAGCCUGCCAGGUGUCCGCCGCGGACGGCCGGGAGACGCUCCGGCAGCUGACGGAGCACGAGUGCAACGACGUGGCGUCGAUGGCGAAGGAGCUGUUGGGAAAAUAUUUCCAGGUGGAUGGCGAGGCGUUUGAGGGGGAUGACGUUUCGGAGGUCAUGGAGGACGGGGAAGACGCUGGGCAGCUUUCGACGAACGGUCACGGCUCAGCCUCGAGCGCCGCUGAGGAGCUUCAGGGCAUGCUGGAGGACUGGUCCGUCAGCGAAAGGGGUCCGGCGAAGCCGCCGGUGACGUGCGCGAAGUAA
Ostreobium quekettii is the source of this 1470-nucleotide messenger RNA. The record is from the annotation of a GenBank genome assembly. Lineage: Eukaryota; Viridiplantae; Chlorophyta; Ulvophyceae; Bryopsidales; Ostreobiaceae.